GCUGUUUGAUCUUCCCUUACAAAAACCAAAUAAAGAAAAACUCACCAUAAUUAAGCAUAACCCGAAUUUCUAGUACUCUUUUUUUCUUCUGUAUCAUAAUCAUCCUGAUUGAUGAUGAUGAUCACGAUGAUUCUUAAUUAAAUUAAUGAUCUCUUUUCUUUGUCAUUGUUGGUUAAUUUAAUAAGGGCCAAUUUGUUGAGAUUGAUUGAGGCGUGGCUGGUCGGGUUCAAAAAUGGCCGGUGGUGGUGGCGCAGGAAGCAGAGAGCUCGAUCAGACGCCAACGUGGGCUGUCGCCGGUGUCUGUUUCAGCAUCAUUCUCAUUUCUAUAGUUUUGGAAAAGGUUCUUCACCUGGUUGGACAUUGGUUUGAACGUAGAAAAAAAAGCCGGUUUGCUUGAAGCUCUAGAGAUAGUUAAAGCAGAGCUUAUGGUUUUGGGAUUCGUUUCUUUGCUACUGACAUUUUUUCAAAAGCACAUCGCUGAAAUUUGCAUUUCUGAAGGCUUUGCAGAUACAAUGUUGCCUUGUCCUUACAGAAAUGGCCCUGAUAAUCACGGUGGUGGUGACAAAGGUGGUGGAGGAGGAGGUCAUCGCAGGCAUUUAUGGUGUGAGCAGGAGGGCAGAAUUUUAGCUGGUGGUACUUGGUAGCGAUGGCGGAAGCUGUACUAGAAAGUUGUUAUGGAUUCUAGCUAUGUUGUCAAGUUUAUUUAUUCUGGUGAAGCAGCGACAGUUCCAUUGUUGCAUAAUUGGUCGUUUGUUGACCUAUGCAAUUCAAUACGCUCUCGUUUUCCGGAUUUGAUUCAAGGAAAUUUCAUGUUGAGGUACAUUAUUCCUCCGGAUUCUAGUUCAUGUUUUCUAGAGAGUGAAGUUGAUAUGAGAAUGAUUUUUAGGAAUUUGGUUCGUUACAAUUCUGAUUUCGUUGAAGUGUUUGUGACUGAUUUGCCUUCUAUUAGUGAAAGCGUGGUGAGUAAUACAAUGUGUGAGGAUUCUAGUACCAUGCUUGAGGAGAAUGAUUAUUUGGGGUGUUAUAGGGCAGAGGCACCGAAGAGUUAUAUGACGAAAGGUUGGGAGAGUUAUAUUCAUUCUGAAGGCCAAAAGUUUGAGGGUGGGGUUGUUGAGUUUAGAGAUAAGCUGCGUAAGUAUGCCAUAGAAAUUGGUUUUUCAUAUGAGUUUGUUAGAAAUGACACGGUUCGUGUUAUUGCUCAGUGUUCUAAGAAACAUUCUCAGGGCUGCAAUUGGCUUGUGAAGGCUUAUUUAUGCAGGGUUAAUGGUUUCUUUAUGAUUAAAAGGUUGGUUAAUGUUCACACUUGUCAUGGUGUGAUUCGUUUGCAGAAGAGUAAGAUGAUGGGAUCCAAGGUUGUCAAGUCUAUUGUGCUUGAUAAGAUUCGUGCGAAUCCAAACAAAAAGCCAAUUGAUAUAGCUGAUGAGAUCAAGAGUGAUUAUGGUUUGGAUGUUCCUUAUCGUACUGUUUGGUAUGGUACGGAGUUGGCAAAAACAGCCCUGCAUGGUGAUGAAGCUGAGUCUUAUUCUCAGCUACUUUGGUUCAGUGACGGUUGA
Messenger RNA from Rosa chinensis, 1553 nucleotides. RefSeq lists its product as uncharacterized. The record is from RefSeq and is a predicted model, not a curated record. The transcript is spliced from 5 exons. Lineage: Eukaryota; Viridiplantae; Streptophyta; Magnoliopsida; Rosales; Rosaceae. The coding region runs from base 675 to 1553 and encodes 292 amino acids.